This is a messenger RNA of Sugiyamaella lignohabitans, 1080 nucleotides long. It is a transcript of the gene YIM1, whose product is annotated as Yim1p. Gene Ontology annotation, molecular function: oxidoreductase activity. The transcript has a single exon. Bases 1 to 1080 code for a protein of 359 amino acids. The record is from RefSeq and is a predicted model, not a curated record. NCBI's taxonomy places the organism in Eukaryota, Fungi, Ascomycota, Dipodascomycetes, Dipodascales, Trichomonascaceae.
AUGUCAGCUGAGGUCCGUUCUAUUAAGGCAUUGACAUUUAAGAGUGCGGGACGUCCUCGCUUUACUACACAAACGCUUCCCACCAAACUCGGUAAGAACUGUCUGCUUGUCAAAGUCCAUGCAGCGGCUUUAAACCCUGUUGAUAUCAAAUUGACACACAUCCCUCUAUUAGGGCUUAUCCGAAAGGAGAAAGGAAUCGGUAAAGAUUUCGCUGGCGAAGUAAUUAAAGUAGGGGAAAAUGUUAAAGACUGGCAGGUCAAUGACAGAAUAUGUGGCAUGGUACUGCGGCUUGUGGGGCCAGGAAGUGUAGCAAGCCAUUUGGUUAUUGACCUGGACCAAGAAAAAGCGAUUUUAAAGGUUCCAAAAAGCUUUUCCUACGAGCAGGCAGCCGCCUUUCCUCUCUGUUAUGGAACAGCAUUCCGUGCAUUUGAAGUUGCCAACCUUGAUUUGUUGAAGCAAGAAAAGUCUUCAGUCUUGGUGCUUGGUGGGGCCACGGCUGUUGGUAUGUUUGCAAUUCAGUUGGCAAAGAAGUGGUUCAGUAUACCAACAGUGAUAGCCACUUGUUCAAAGUCGAGUGAAUCACUUGUUAGAGAGCUCGGUGCCGAUUUUAUUAUCGACUAUCGUAGCACAAAUAAUCUUCCCCAAGAAAUCGUCGACACUAUCAAUACCAAGUUGGAUGGACAAAAGUGUUCUUUGGUUAUUGAUUGCAUUGGUGGACAUGAGGUUGUUGACCGGUUUCGAGAUAUUCUCUUGCCUGCUAGCAAAGGGUCUGCAUUUAUUGCUUUGAAUGGAGACCUUGAAUCACAGUCUAAGUACGACGGUGGAUCUGCACUUUCGUACCUGACUCGGUUGCCGUUUAUGGCCAGUAAAAUUCUAUUUGGCAAAUAUUAUGGCCUUAACUACAGUCUAGGAAUGGCACCGACAACUGACGACUGGAAAACGAGAGCCGAAGAGAUAUUUGAGACUAAAGAUAUCAAAAUCCUCAUUGAUAGUGUUUACGACUGGGAUGAUUGGGAAAAGGGUUGGGAUAAACUGAAUAGUAUGAAGAGCCAUGGUAAGAUUGUUUUGAAAAUGGAAUAA